AUGUGGUUUAUUUGUUCCUCACAUAAGGAUAUUUUUUUAUUUAUCUAAAUAUUGUGAUAAAACUUUCAAACUCAAACAACUGCUCGCGUUAGUGCUUUAAACACACAGUCCAACUAUUUCUUUCUGUGUCAUCCUGUCAUUGUCAGGCCCCCUACCUCCCGGACUGUACCAAGAAAAAAAAAGAAAACCGUUUAGACGUGUCGCGAGUUUGGCUUUUCGCAUUUCCUCGAGUGCGUUUACGAGUGUGCAAAGAAAUUGCGCACUCGAACCAGUCAGUGGCCAGAUAUCAGUAAUCAGUGCAGGCUCACAUAAUUAGUACAAGUGCUUAGGGAGUUAGUUAUGAUGUCGGACGAGAUUUGCGCAGUUUGUGGUAUUCCGGCUAGACGCAAGUGUGGCGGUUGUCAACAAGUGACCUACUGCGAUCAGAAUCACCAGCGGCAGCACUGGAAGGACACCCAUCGAAGUGAAUGCCGUUGUUACAAGAUUAGUAGCAAUUCCCUUCUUGGCCGCCAUUUGACAGCUACCCGAGCGAUUCGUCGUGGAGAAAUUAUCUACCGAGACCCACCGCUGCUGCUCGGACCAAAAGUAGGCAGUGUGCCCGUCUGUUUGGGUUGCCACAGAAAUUUGAUCCCGCUGCUUCAGGAUGACGGAAGAAAAAAGACAUUGUACACUUGCCGCCGCUGUACAUGGCCUCUCUGCGGAGAAAGUUGCGAAUCCUCCCGCCUGCAUACCGAAGAGUGCCAGUUGUUUUCGUCCAAGGGAUACCGGGCGCGAAUUGCUUUCAAUGAACUUGAACCAGAGCGACGAGAUUCUUCCUACUGUGUAAUUCUUCCGCUGAGGGCGAUUCUAUUGAAAAACAGCGAUCCACAAAUGUACGCAAAAAUACUUACUUUUGAAUCACAUCUGGAAACUCGUCGUACCACUCAGCUCUAUACUAUAAUGCAAUCCAAUCUGGUACCAUUCGUACAGAGUGUGCUCGGGCUGCGGGAUGUCCAGGGCGAGGAAAUAUUGGAACUUUGUGGAAUUUUGGAUACCAAUACUUACGAGAUACGGGUACCCGAAAAGGGCAUUAAAAUUCGUGCGCUCUUCAAGGAAGGGGCAAUGCUGUCUCACAGUUGUCGGCCGAACACGAAGCAUUAUUUUGAUGACAGUAUGAACAUGGUUUUGGUCGCAGCUGUGGACAUCGCGAGGAACGAAGUAAUUAGUGCAUCAUACUCUCAACCAUUGCAAUCCACAAUCCAACGUAGAUACAUUAUCAAAUUGGCCAAAUGCUUUGAGUGCUGCUGCGAACGAUGCCAGGAUCCAACAGAAUUCCAAACGUACAUUAGUUGCAUUAUUUGUCCCGAAUGCAGUACCACAGCGAAGGUCAUUGCUGUCGAUCCGACAGAUUUCCGGUCCGCUUGGCAGUGUCAAAACCAUCGGUGCACCUACAGCGAAUCCUUCCAGCAGUACGUCACACGAAACGAAGCAUUUCAGGCGAAAAUUGUGGCACUAUCAAAAGGUUCCCCACAAGAGUACGAACUGUUCCUCGCCACACACCAGUCAAUACUGCACCCGUGGAACACCUACGCACUGCAAGUGAAAUAUGCAUUGUGUCAGCUCUAUGACGGAAAGUUGGACUACAUUGGCAAGCAGCAAGAUUUAACCGAGGAUCAACUCCACCGGCAAGUGGAUCUAUGUAUGGGUCUUCUGGAGGUAGCUGAUCGAUUCGAACCUGGACAGAGCGUAUUUCGAGGCAAACUACUGUUAAAUUUACGCAAGGUGCUGUUGGUUUUGAAGAAACAACUUGGAGCUUUAUUUGACACCGAGAUGGUACCACAAUCUCGAAAUCAACAAAUUGAAUUCGGUGUUCGGAAAAAACAAAAAGACAUCGCCAGGAAACAAGUGUGCACUCAACCCUCCCUUACCUACAACCGGCAGCUGGUAGAAGUCGAAAAGGAGCUCGAAGAAAUGAUGAAAUCGGAUCCCGAACUUGGAAAGCAGUACAAAAGCAGUAGUCAGCAAUGAAGUCCAGGAAAUCGCUAGAAAUUCGAGCAUUUUCUCUCAAUCCUCGGGUUGCUUCAGCUUAUGGAGCUCCAUUUUUGAAGACUUAGAGCCGGAGAAGUGUGUAAACGAGAAAAAAGUUUUUCCACACUUUCUCGGCAUUUGCAACAACUUGCUCAGUGUUAUGGUUUUAUUUCUUAAAUAAAUUGAACAGUAAUUGUGUGCUCAUA
Molecule: messenger RNA, 2213 nt
Organism: Malaya genurostris
Lineage: Eukaryota; Metazoa; Arthropoda; Insecta; Diptera; Culicidae
Gene: SmydA-2
Product: SET domain-containing protein SmydA-8
Exons: 7
Coding region: 340-2007 (555 amino acids)
Molecular function (GO): protein binding
Source: RefSeq, a predicted model, not a curated record